AUGGUGAAAAAUGCCAUAAAAGUGUACGCUCGACUGAAGCCCGAAAAAAAUAGAAAGAACAUAAUGAAUUACCAAAUCCGUCAUCGUCCUAAAGAGAAGUUGGAGGAAGAUUUCUUAUUCCUCGUCGUACCGAGCCAAAAGACGAAAGAGUAUCCCGAUAACCGACCUGAAUCAUGGAAUUUCUCUUUCUUCCGAAUAUUCGAGGAAUCCACCACGCAGGAGGACGUGUUCAAGAACGUCGCCCGACCGGUAGUGGAAAGUGCUCUCGAUGGCUACAAUGGUACCAUAUUCGCCUACGGCCAGACAGCCAGCGGGAAGACGUACUCGAUAACCGGAAAGCAAGAGAGCUCCGAGACUCUCGGCAUCAUACCAAGAAGCCUGCUCUAUCUGUUCGAAGCGAUUCAAAAGCGACCGGAAAACGUGUACUCGGUCGAGGUGGCUUAUCUGGAGAUUUACAACGAGAAUGGUUACGACCUGUUGGAUCGCAGGCAGCAACGAGACAACCCGGUUACGAGAUUGGAAGAUUUACCACGCGUUGCCGUCCAGGAAGACGAGAUCGGUCGGUUACACAUGAAGAAUCUGACCUUCCAUUGCGUUGGAAGCGCGGAGGAUGCUUUCGAGCUACUUCUGGUGGGCGACAGCAAUCGGGUCACCAUCGAGACGCCGAUGAAUCCAGAGUCAUCGAGGUCCCAUUGCAUCUUUACCAUCGUGGUUUGCACGAAGAAGUUCGGUGCGGACGAGUAUAAGCGUGCGAAAGUACACCUGGUGGAUCUGGCUGGGUCCGAGCGGGUCUACAAAUGCUCGAUAAGCGGCACCAUUCUAACCGAGGCGAAGCACAUUAACCUGAGCCUACAUUACCUGGAACAAGUCAUAGUGUGUCUGGGUCAGGAGAGCACGGGUCACAUUCCAUACAGGAAUUCCCUUUUAACGUCGAUCCUAAGAGACAGUCUGGGAGGAAACUGUUUAACCACCAUGUUAGCUACCAUAAGCGUCGAGUCCUACAAUCUACAGGAGACAGUGUCCACUUGUAAAUUCGCUCAAAGGGUUGCUUUGAUCAGGAACGACGUGAAAGUGGUCCUGGAAAAGGACGUUCACAGCGAGAACGCUUUAUUGAGAUUAGAAAACGAGAAACUGAGGCAACAGCUUAAGGAAAUGACGAAGGAAACUAAAGUGGAAGAACUUACCGCCGAGGAGAAGCAGAGACUGGACGCUAAUAUUAGAAGCUUCUUAGAAUCAAAUGAACAAAUUAAAGUGGAUAAUAAUCCAAAGAAAAUUGAAUAUUGUUUCGAAAGCUUGAAGCGGAUUUUCAAAUUGAACAGUGAUCCGGAUAGUUGCAUGAAGAAGCUCGAAUAUUAUAAGGAUCUCGUUAUUCAAAGAGACAAGGAGAUUUCAUUGUUGAUCGAUUUGAUAAAGAAGGAACGGAAGAAGGGGAAAGAAGGAUCAAUCGAAGAAAAAUUGGAAGGUAAUUUGAAAGUAAUAGAAAAUUCAAGCAGUCUUUCAAAUUUUGAUAAAAUUCAAGUAAACAAGGAAUGCAAUGGACAGGGAGACCACUCACCCAAAGUAUUUACUGAAACAGAUGACAGGAUGUCGUCUAUGAUUAAUAACAUUUUAAAAAAUACUGUUCCUCCAAAAAAGCAUAAAGCAAGACCCAAAAUUAACAAAUCUUUGCAUCAAAGAAAUUUAAUGACCAAUUUGGAUCAGAAUAUCGAUACUUCCUCAAAUAAAUCAAUUUCCAACGAUGUUCCAAAGCAGAACUCGUUACCCUGUAACAUUAUCAACUUGACUCUGAAUAAUUCAACCGAGACCGACGAAACGAAUCAGCAAUCUUUCCGCAAAAAGGAACGGAAAAAGGUAAAACCCGGAGAAAUUGAGGCUUCCAAAAAGAAGGCUAUCGAAAUCAAACAGAAUGCAGAAUCAUCGAGUGUACGAAUAGAACCUGAGAAAAUUGAAGUUCCAGUUUUAGAAACAAAUAAUGUUAAACCGUAUUAUCAACGUUUCUUAAGCUUCAACGUUCCCAAAAAUUCUAAUAAUUCCAUGACUGACAAUUUAACCGAGAGAAAAUCCAUAGAUCAAACAGUUGAAACUAAAAAUCAGAAUAAAAUUAAUUCUAACGAGCAGUGUAAAGUGUCAAAAUUAAAUUCUGAAGAAAAUUCCAAUUACAAACCCUCCCUUGAUUUAAAAUUAAAUUUAGAAUCAACAGUUUCUCAGAGACAGGAGCAACUGACCGAUAGAAUAAGAAAGUGUCUUAAUGUUGAUCACCUAAUGAGCUCAAGAUCAAUCGGUGUUAAUUCACGUGACAUCGAUGUCGGUUUAAACCAACAGAGAAAUGCAGAAUCUCUGGAAAACGAGGCAAAAGAAAGUCAUAAGCAAUCAACAAGAAGUAAUGUAUGUUCCUUUGAUAAGCUAGACAGCAACAGAAGAAAAACGAGUGAAAAGAGGACUAGUAUUUCCAGUUUCACGGUUGACCAGCCGGAAAAACCUUACGUCUUUGAUGAACAGAGGAAGGAAGAAGUUAAUCAAACUUUGAAUUACGAUGGAAAUAAAGAUUUCGAGGGUUCGUUACCAUUGACAGGUGAUCCAGAGAUUGACGAAGAGAUAAUCGCCUUUUAUAAAGCGAAGAGGUCAGGUGGUACUUAUUAAAUCC
Molecule: messenger RNA, 2644 nt
Organism: Osmia bicornis bicornis
Lineage: Eukaryota; Metazoa; Arthropoda; Insecta; Hymenoptera; Megachilidae
Product: kinesin-like protein KIF6
Exons: 15
Coding region: 1-2640 (879 amino acids)
Biological process (GO): microtubule-based movement
Cellular component (GO): kinesin complex; microtubule
Molecular function (GO): microtubule binding; ATP binding; microtubule motor activity
Source: RefSeq, a predicted model, not a curated record